ACGGAGGCGGGGCUAAGGCGCCCUCCGCGGCUUGCGGGAAAAAACGCGCAGGUUGUGCAAAAGUGGCUGAUUGUGCCGGCUCGCCUGUCUCUGGCGGCGGCUCUGCGAGGGACCCUCGGAGAUGUGACCGCCUCCCGUAGGCCGGCUGUGCGGAUUGUUACUCUUCUUUUUCUUCUUCUUUUCUUCUGCGGCAGCAGCAGCAGCAGCUGCUUCUCUCUGGAGCCAGCGACCUUUUCUGUGGGCGGAACAUGCUUUAAAACUCUUCUGCCCAAGCCAGCGACUACCUGUGAGUCACCAUGGCAACCAAGCAACCUCCCCCUCUGAUGAAGAAGCACAGCCAGACAGACCUUGUGAGCCGCCUGAAGACACGCAAGAUCCUAGGGGUUGGAGGGGAGGAUGAUGAUGGAGAAGUUCAUAGGUCAAAGAUCAGCCAAGUCUUGGGCAAUGAAAUCAAGUUUGCUGUGAAGGAACCCUUAGGGCUCAGGGUUUGGCAGUUUGUGACAGCUGUCAUGUUUUCUGGGGUUGCCAUCAUGGCUCUCGCCUUUCCCGAACAGCUCUACGAUGCUGUCUUUGAGGAAGAGUCGGUCAACAGUAAGACACCUAUCCGUCUGUAUGGAGGAGCCUUACUAAGUAUCUCCCUCAUCAUGUGGAAUGCCCUGUACACAGCUGAGAAGAUCAUAAUGCGUUGGACUCUGCUGACAGAAGCAUGUUACUUUGGAGUACAGUUCUUGGGUAAAUAUGCCUCUUUAUGGUCACAGGCACAUGCUUUCCCUUUGCUUUUAUCAUGGAAGGGAAACUUCGAUACACAGGGUGCGGUGUUAUGCUGAGGUUAAUCAGGCCCA
This is a messenger RNA of Podarcis muralis (Common wall lizard), 842 nucleotides long. The record is from RefSeq and is a predicted model, not a curated record. NCBI's taxonomy places the organism in Eukaryota, Metazoa, Chordata, Lepidosauria, Squamata, Lacertidae.